CUCAUUAUUUUAUUUUUAUUUUUAUUUUUUCCGUUUUCUCUCUCCAGCAAAUUUCUUAUCACCAGUAUUUGUCCGACUCACAAACUCUCCCCCAAUAAUUUACUACCAGAGAGAAGAGAAAUCAUUCAUCGACACUUUGAAGGAGAACUGAUCUUCAUCUUCCUCUCUCACCGAAUCGAAGUAGGAGAGAGAAAAAUUCAACAGAUCCGAAGAUGAAUGACACCGAUGUUCAGAAGCAGAUCCAGCAGAUGGUUAGAUUCAUCCGCCAAGAAGCGGAGGAGAAAGCUAACGAGAUCUCCGUCGCUGCUGAAGAGGAGUUCAAUAUUGAGAAGUUGCAGUUAGUUGAAGCGGAGAAGAAGAAGAUCAGGCAAGAGUACGAGCGCAAGGAGAAGCAAGUUCAAGUUCGCCGGAAAAUAGAGUACUCCAUGCAGCUGAAUGCAUCUCGGAUCAAGGUCCUUCAAGCGCAAGACGACUUAGUUAACUCCAUGAAAGAAGAAGCAGCCAAAGAGCUGCUCCGUGUCAGUGGUGACCAUCAUCAUUAUAAAAGGCUUUUGAAAGAGCUCGUUGUUCAGAGUUUGCUUAGAUUGAGAGAACCUGGUGUCUUGUUGCGCUGCCGAGAGGAUGAUGUGCACCUGGUGGAGCAUGUUCUUAAUUCAGCUAAAGAAGAAUAUGCAGAGAAAGCAGAAGUACACACUCCUGAGAUAAUUGUUGACAGCAUCCAUCUCCCAGCUGGUCCUAGUCAUCACAAGGAACAUGGUCUUCAUUGCUCUGGAGGUGUCGUUCUGGCUUCUCGAGAUGGCAAAAUUGUGUUUGAGAACACUCUUGAUGCAAGAUUGGAGGUCGCAUUCAGGAAGAAACUUCCUCAGAUCCGCAAGCAGCUCUUUGCUGUUGCCGCUGCAUAAUGAUCUGUGAACAGGAGAAACUCGUAUGUUCCUUGUUACUGCGGCUGUUACGAUUUUGGAUAUGGUCACAGACCACAGUCAGCAAUUUGUUUACCGCUGUGAGACUAGUACAAAUUCUAUUUAUCCAUUUGAGAGACAUUAUGUUGAUUAGUAAAGUACAUGAGUGUUUUAUGUAUUAUUGAAUGUUGAUCAUACAUACAUCAAAUCGGACUUAUUGAAUUCCUUAUUUUUCCUGCUUAGGUUAUGGUCACUGAUCAUGGAUCAAAUAAAUGUCAGCUUCAGAUGAAAGCUGUUUUCCUUCA
Molecule: messenger RNA, 1204 nt
Organism: Spinacia oleracea (spinach)
Lineage: Eukaryota; Viridiplantae; Streptophyta; Magnoliopsida; Caryophyllales; Amaranthaceae
Source: RefSeq, a predicted model, not a curated record